ACAGGCCAAGAAGGCACGCGAUAAUUGACCUCGGCUCGAAUCCGGAUCUUCUCGGACUCCCCCUUCGGCCUUCCAGUGCCGCGAUCCCCUUUCCUCUUUCCUUUCCUUCUCGAGAUCCUCGGCGGAGAACGAGGCGCCGACCAUCCCAUCCCAUGAUCCCAUCUCCCCUCCCCUUACCCUUCUCCAAUUCUAGAUAAAGCUCCCGCCCUCAAUACUGAUCCAUUAGGUCGCGCUGCGUGGAACCAUGGGCUGCGCUGGAUCCACUGCUGCCAAAGUAGAAGAAAAUACUAAGAAAAUACAGAAACCAAAACCCUGGAAACAUCCUCAGACAAUUACUCCCACACAGCUUAAGCAAAUGCGCGAUGAAUUUUGGGACACAGCCCCUCAUUAUGGUGGCCAAAAAGAGAUAUGGGAUGCGCUCAGAGCUGCAGCAGAAGCUGAUUUAAAUCUUGCUCAAGUUAUAGUGGACAGUGCAGGAAUCAUCAAUUCAAAUGCUGACUUGACUGUUUGUUAUGAUGAAAGAGGUGCUAAGUAUGAAUUACCAAAAUAUGUUCUGAGUGAUCCUACUAAUUUAAUUCGGGAGAACUAACAGGAGAUUGAAGCACUAAAACUCGAAGUGCAACAUCGCUGUAAAUCUUGUAAAUGACUCAUCUUUCUGAAUUUGCCAAAGUCCAAUUUUAUCUUGUGUAACUGGAUUCAAGAGUUAACUCGUCAAGUUCAUCAAAGCUGCUAAGGUCGCUCUUGUUUGUUUUCAACAGUUAAAAGUUCACGUGCUCUGAUUACCAAAGUUUAAUCUAGUUGUUUCAUUGUCUUAAGAACUUGUAUUUACAUUUGGAGUGAAAUGUUAAAUGCUCUCUAAUCUGGCAAGCACGCACGCCCCUUGCUAUUUUGGAUAUUUGAAUAUUGCAUUUGAACAUAAAGAAUAUCGGAGAUUCUGGACUUUUGCUAUCA
Molecule: messenger RNA, 951 nt
Organism: Zingiber officinale
Lineage: Eukaryota; Viridiplantae; Streptophyta; Magnoliopsida; Zingiberales; Zingiberaceae
Product: ubiquitin domain-containing protein 2-like
Exons: 4
Coding region: 245-589 (114 amino acids)
Source: RefSeq, a predicted model, not a curated record